AUGGCAACAACAAUGUCUACAUCACCCUCCACCAGCUCUUCGGUGCUAACCGCGGCAGAGCUGGCCGAGUGGUCACAGUCCCUCAAGCCGGUGGUGUUAGGCCUCAGUAUCACUAUAUUAGUGCUUAGCAAUAUGGGCGUAAUACUACGUAUCUGGGCCCAAUGGCGUAUUCAGAAGCGCCCCAUGCCGGAGGAUUAUUUGCUAAUCAUGGCCCUCUUUGCCAAUGUGGUCUCAAUUGCCAUAAUUGUCACAGUGCAUUAUGGACUGGGAUACCACCUCUUCCGGGUCGAAUCCGAAGAUCCGUCGGGCAUAAAGUGGAUCUUCCUGUGUGUGUGGCUCACAGCCACCUUCAACGGGCCCUCGAUGCUGGCCACCAAGGUUGCCCUGCUCCUCUACUACCGGCGGCUGUUCAUCGUGCAGCAGAUCUGGCUGCGCAUCUUCUGGUGGACGAACAUGGUAUAUACGGUGCUGUGGGGCAUCGGCUCGACCAUCACAUAUAUGCUCUCGUGUGUGCCCGUCAGCUAUUACUGGGAGCGCUUCGACCUGCAGUCAACCGUGCAUGGUAGCUGCCAUAACUCUACCACCGCCGACGGCCUGCCGCUGAUUCUGGACCUGGUCUCCGAUGUCAUGAUCCUGGUGCUGCCCAUUGCCACCAUCGCUACCCUGCAAAUGCCGCUUGCCCGCAAAACGGGGCUCAUGAUCAUGUUUUCAGUCGGAUUCCUUGCCAUUGUAUCCGCGGUCGCCCGCGUCGUCGUUCUCUACAAGUCUACGAGCCUGCACUCGGACUUCUCCUACGCGGCCGCGCCCUUCGAGCUGCUGGACGUGAUCCAGCUCAACAUGGCCAUCGUGUGCGCGACCGCGGUGCCCAUCGCCUCGGGCUUCCGUGUCGCCUUCAGCAAAAAGCGUCGCCGAGACAAGGGCUGGACGGCCGGAGGCGCAAGCAGGAAUACGCACCAUCAUAGCCACGCCUCAGCAGCAGCACGGGCCGCACGCUUGCGACUCGAGGAUGAAGCCGGCAGCAGCACCGAACGGCUGCAUAUGGGACACUUUACCACCAGCUGCGCCUCCAAGGACCCGGAAGAUCGGACACCGGGGGGAGGCGUGGUCUCAGCGAAUGGGAUUAUGGUGAAGAUGGAUGUGGAUAUCCGGUAG
This is a messenger RNA of Aspergillus vadensis CBS 113365, 1152 nucleotides long. RefSeq lists its product as uncharacterized. The coding region runs from base 1 to 1152 and encodes 383 amino acids. The record is from RefSeq and is a predicted model, not a curated record. The transcript is spliced from 4 exons. NCBI's taxonomy places the organism in Eukaryota, Fungi, Ascomycota, Eurotiomycetes, Eurotiales, Aspergillaceae.